Molecule: messenger RNA, 759 nt
Organism: Mandrillus leucophaeus (drill)
Lineage: Eukaryota; Metazoa; Chordata; Mammalia; Primates; Cercopithecidae
Product: protein FAM90A1-like
Exons: 4
Coding region: 1-759 (252 amino acids)
Source: RefSeq, a predicted model, not a curated record
AUGAUGGCACGUCACGACCCCAAAGGUGGGGCAAACAGACUCGUGAGAGACCAGACCCUCCAGAAGCAGCAGAGGGCCCCAGUUGGGCCAAGGGCUCCCCUACCCGAUGAAGAAGAUCCCAAGAAGAAGUGCAAAAACUGCGGGGCCUUUGGCCACACGGACAGAGAUACCAAGUGCUUCAUGAAGCGCUGGAAAGAAGCUCUGAUUCCCCAGAACUUUGGGAAGAAGGAAGGGAAGGAAAACCUGAAACCACGGAAGUCCCAGGGUCAAGGGAACCCGGGGCCCUUGAACAAGGAAAAGGGAGAGAAGGCAGAGAGACCAAGGCUACAAGACCCGCAGAGGAAGGCUCUCCUCCCGAUCUUUUCCGGGAAACCUUUGGCGAAGCCGCUGCCAAAUCGAAAAGAAUCCAUGGAAUCUUGUGAUUAUCUGAGGGUUGCAACCAGGCCAAUGCCGGUCCCCACAAGCAAUAAGAGGCCACGCGUAGACCCUGCCCUCACUGAUGGCUCAGCUACCAAAAUGUCUGACACGGUAUCCGUCUUUGCUUCACUGACAGCUCCCUCGUUCCCCUCUCCUGAGAAGCCGGGAGCCUUCCUCGCUCACAGCCCUCACGUCACAGCGAAGUCUGAGGCUCCCUGUGUUCCUGUCCCCCUGAGUGGCCUCUAUGAGGACCUUCAGGUUUCCUCCUCCUCAGAGGACAGCGAUAAUGCCCUGGAGAGAGACUGCAAGCGGCAGGGGCCCCGUGGUUACCAGCUCCCGUAG